GCUAUAAAGCAUGAAGGGACAACUAAACCAGACCAGUGGAAACAUUCCAAAGUGGAGAAUCCGCUGUGGAAUAAGCUGACAUACAUGUGGCCUAUCCUUCCAAAUGGAGAACUUAAUGAGGAUUUUGACUGGCCAAUUGAGGGAUUGCUGGUUCCAAACAGUCCUUCACUUAAGAAACCAGCUGGCAAGAAGUCAGAUUGGUACAUACCUAUGAGACUGAGGGCUUUGCACAACGGAGACAGGGACAAAAGCAAGGCUAUCACCAUCAUUGGACCUGAUGUUACAAAUAUGCUAAACAGACAAAAUAUUCAUCCCGAAAAGAAACAGAAAACAAAGGAGAACCAGAAAAUGCAUCCUGAUGAAGACCAUGGAAUGGAAAUAUACAAGAUAGAAUUUCAGCACUUUUUGGACAAAUGUACUGCAAUGUUGAAUUUACCUGCUGCUGCUCGAAGAUUGUUCACUGAAAAAGGCAUGGAACUCUUUCUUUUGAAAGGUCUUGAGAGAGAUGAGCUGGUGUAUGUGUCAUGUGGAGAACCGUGGAUUGACCCACACUUGACUAUGGCUCAGCACAAAAAACGUCUCCUACUCAAUAAUUUAGCGUCAGAUAUAUCUGCAAUUCGUGCCUACUGUAUCAUGCGUAACCCUGAAAUUCUAGUUUUAGGAGUAAGGAGCAAUAUUGCUGCUGGAGCCAAACUUUGUGUGGAUAGAUGUCUUGUGGCUUUUGAAGAAGAAAAACUAACUGAGGAGCUGCAGGAAAAUCAAACAGAAGAAAUGUUUCUGAAUAUAAAAGAUGAUUCAGAUCUUAAUUCACAUGCAAAAUCACAUCUUAAAACAGAUGCUUGGCAUAUGAAAUCCAAAUAUUCCUGGCAGAAAAGUUUCUGUGAUUUUCAUGAUGAUAACAGUUUUCUGAAGGACAAGGAUAAAGAAGCCUGUGAAAAAGCAGAGUUAUUUCAGAAGUACAGACCUCAACCAAAGCUGACUGCAGAAUUGCAGAAGGCUCACCAUCAGCAGUUUGAGUUUAGAGACAAACAGAUUAUAAACUGUGCAUUCCCAGGGCUUGUUUUGGGGGUACAGGAUGCUAAACUGCAUCCUGGGACUGAAGUUGUUUUGGUGGAAAAGAAACCUGAUGAUACCAAUCAGCGCUGGAUAUGGAGAGAUCAUGACAGGACAUUUCAUUUGAUGACUGAUCCAAAUCUAGUGCUAGCAGUGUCAAUGCCCAGCACACAGCCUAGAUAUUCAAAAUGUGCUCUGGACAUGAAAGGGUGUGCUGUGGUUCUGCAGAAAUAUAAAGAAUACAGCAAUGGGGCUGCCAAUCAAAAGUGGCAUUACAUGGAAAAUGCAGGAGCAUUUAGUGCCUUUUACAGCACAGUACUGGAUCAAGAAAUCACAGCAGCAAAUCAUGCUUCUGUUUGCACAUUCUCUGUGACCAGUAGAGAAAAAAUAGACCAGCCAGGCUACUGUUUUCUUUCACCCAGUGGAAAGCAGAAGUUCAUGAUAUGCUUGGCUUGUGCAAGGGCCAUAAGAGGAAAGAAAGAACUGAAAAAAAUACCCACUGGUAGCAUGUUCUUCUGUGCCUCUGGCUCUGAGGAAGCAAAUCAUUUCUCCUUGGGGCCUUUUAAGUGUGUUAAUGUGAUGAAGACUGAUUUAUCCACAUUGGAAGCCAAAAAUACCUUGAAUUAUUUAGAAGAAGUUCAAGCAUCUUUGCGGACCGAAACCUCCAUACAAACAAUCUCAGAAAAGAUCUCUGCAGCUGUAAACCAGAAAGCAGUGAAAAUAAUUGCAUACAGAAAUGGAGCUGGCUACCAAAAUGGUCAGUUAAUCAUUGCUAGAACAUUCCCUAUGCUGCUUACCAUGUGUACAAGACAACUUGAACUUACCAGGAAAGCCUGCAGACUAUAUACCAGUGAUGGAAUCCUAAUGCUUACCCUACCAGAUUUAGUCACAUGGGCUGUAAAUGAGUGUUUCAGACAAAGUGACUCAGAAGAAGACUAUAAAGAGAGAACUGCAAUCACUGACAGUGCUGAAGGUGGGGCUGCACUGCAUACGGAAGCUAAGUACAUGGAGAAAGCGAAGAUAAAGUCAGAAUUAUCCUUGAUGACUCCAGACAGUUUGAACACGAUAGAUGAUUCUUUGCUCACCAUCAUCCUCAGAAAUCCUAUAGAGGUCUGGGUUUCCUGUGGAGAACCUUUUCUACCUUUGGAUGCUUUGCAAAAGGCAGCAAGGCAAGAGAAACAAAACUGGUUAGAGAAGGACAAAAUUUUGGCUGAUCUAGAUGCUAUGAAACACAAAAUGAGACAGCUGCAAGGGCGACGAAUAAGAGCCUUUAAACCAUCUACCUUGGUGCCCACAAAAAGCCCAGUUCAGCCUAUAGUAGUAGAAGGAGGCUGGACUGAAGAAACCCAAGAAGAGAUGAAACUCAUGGAAAAUAUACAACAUACCGAGACACACUUCUCAGAGGUUCAAGCAUCACAGUUGAAAAGAAGUUCGCCAUUUUCAUCUAAACUGCUGUCAUCCAAACACAGAUGUCUGUAUGAUCAACCAUCUGCAAAAAGAGUGUGGGCUUACCUGAAUGGUUAUAAACCCAAGCAAGGAGUUUAUGCCUGGGGAAAAACAAUUUCAGAGCUGCUGGAUAACUGCACCACCAGGCUAAAUAUGCAACAGCCUGCCAAGACUCUGUAAACACCGGAUGGUGAGCCACUCCAGUCAUGGGAUGAAAUAGAGAGAGACAUGCUUCUGUGUGUUUCUGCUGGAAGUCCUUUUCUGAGCAGAAGAGACUCCCAAACACACUUACCAUUGAAUGGAUGACUACUUAGAAACUCCACAAGGUCAAGCUGCUGCAGUUUCCAGCUCUUCUGUCUCUACUUCAAUGAUUCUCUCCACCCCACUCACCAGCCUUCUGCUCUCUGCAUGCAGCUUAUGUGAUAUACAAAGUUGGCUAGAACUGUAAUGACCAAUAUGAACUGUGUACCUAUCAUGAAAUCUUGAAUCAUUUCCUCUAAGGCUCUGUAGUGGCAUUUAUGGCUCAGAAUCCAGCCAUCAAGCAGCAGGUGGAAGUUAGAGCUAUUUAUGCCAGAAUCCGAAAGCAGCAAGGUCCAGAUGCCACUAAUAUUGUUGUCUCUCCUUCAGAGAAACUUAAAGGACAGGCCAAAACUCCCAGUUCACUUUUGGCUCUUACUACCGGUGCUCGUUACCAGCUCAUCAACUAGAAGGGAGGAAUUGCUUUGGCUGUCAGUAAACAAGUGAUUCCAGAAGAACAGUGAAAAAAUGUCAUCAGCAAAUUAUCUGUAUUUGUUUCAAGCUGACUGCAAUCUACUGGCAUACUCUUCUGCACAAUUAAUCUGGUGUGGGACAUAAAAUGUAUUUCAGAAAUGCUGCAUUCUGAUGGCUGACCUGUAUACAAUGCACAGAUCUUGGGAAAUCAGUUAGACUGCUUGUGCAUGCAUAUGCAGUAACUGCUUUUCAAAAGUGCAUGGCAAUGUGUGCUCCAUAUCUAAGGAAAAAAUUAAGUAUUGUGGCCGUGGGCUAUGUAAAUUCCAUAGCUUUCAGAAUUAGUCCACAUUGUUGAGGGACUGGAUAAUUAGAAUGAAUUUUCAGAACCUGUUCUUGCAAAGGCUGUCUGCAGUGAUUUUGUGUUUGAAGGGAAUAGUUGCAGGGAUCAAUUCUAAAAUACAUAUAUGUAAUUUGGAGAACAAUCCUCAGUAGGAAAAAUAGCUUUAGCAUAUGUCUAUAGGUGAAGUAAUUUACAUUGAAUUGAUUAAGAAUCAUAAUUAAACUUGUUUCUAAAGAUACUUAUUUUUGUAAUGUUCUAAAGUCCACUUUUUUAUCAGGAGUGAUCUAAAAAUAAAUCGUGUUCUGAGCUUCUGUACUGGUUCCUUGCAGAAAUAAACAGCAGCAGAAAAAAGUGGCAGGCAAAACAUUUCACACACCAUAAUCUUCAUAGGUAUCCCAAGUUCUUUGAAAGUGCUACUCCAUGAGCUAUGCAAUCAGAUUUGCUUGUUGUGCUUCUGAAGACAAGAUACCAUUAUUUUUAAUGCAUAAAGACUGUCACUAUUUUGGGAAGAAAAUCUUUAUUAGGUGGAAAAGAGCCUAAUGUUGAACACACACACACAAAAAGCGUUCACUUGAAGCAGGCACAUAGUACACUGAAGAGAAAAUUAAUUAGUGAGCAAACCAGUGGAAAAUUGUUCUUACCAAAAGAAAGAAGCUUAAGAGCUACUCCAAUACUCACUGAAGUCAAUGGUAGCCUUUCCAUUGACUUCAGUCGGUAUUGUGUAAGAGCCUAAGUUAAUAUUCUUGUUGUUGUAAAGUCAUUUAUUGUAGCUUUACACUGUCCCUUUCAGCCAAAGCUAACAACCUACUACUUUGGCCUUUGGUGGGGGUGGCAUGGGGUCCAGCUAUGAGAUAGGCGGAGACUAACACAGAUUUGUUGGUCAGAAU
This is a messenger RNA of Chelonoidis abingdonii (Abingdon island giant tortoise), 4437 nucleotides long. The record is from RefSeq and is a predicted model, not a curated record. Lineage: Eukaryota; Metazoa; Chordata; Testudines; Testudinidae.